Gallus gallus (chicken) is the source of this 11920-nucleotide messenger RNA. RefSeq names its product mitogen-activated protein kinase kinase 6 (gene MAP2K6). Gene Ontology annotation, molecular function: MAP kinase kinase activity; ATP binding. The coding region runs from base 197 to 1222 and encodes 341 amino acids. The record is from RefSeq and is a predicted model, not a curated record. The transcript is spliced from 12 exons. Gene Ontology annotation, biological process: MAPK cascade; protein phosphorylation. Lineage: Eukaryota; Metazoa; Chordata; Aves; Galliformes; Phasianidae.
AAGGCAGGGCUCGCACUUCAGCUGUGCAUUGACGUUAUUUGAAUUCUUCUGCGGGCAUUACGGAGCCCUUUCUGCCUUUUGCACAGUCAGGACAGGGAGAGGGUGCGGAGGAGCAGAUGCAUUCGCUGCCGUGUGGUGUGCAUGCAAAAUGGGCACGGUGCAGGAGAACCGCAGCUGAUUUGCAGCGCAAAAUGAAAUGAAACUUUUGCAGAACUCCGGGGACGAGAUGAAAGGCAAAAAGAGAAACCCUGGGCUGAAAAUUCCUAAAGAAGCAUUUGAGCAACCACAGACGAGCUCCACGCCACCCAGGGAUCUAGACUCCAAAGCCUGCAUCUCUAUUGGUGAGGAGAACUUUGAGGUGAAAGCCGAUGACCUGGAGCCCAUCUCGGAGCUGGGACGAGGUGCAUAUGGGGUGGUGGAGAAGAUGCGGCACAUGCCUAGCGGGCAGAUCAUGGCAGUGAAGCGCAUCCGAGCCACGGUGAACAGCCAAGAACAGAAGAGGUUAUUGAUGGAUCUGGAUAUCUCCAUGAGGACGGUAGAUUGCCCCUUCACCGUCACUUUCUAUGGAGCACUUUUCCGAGAGGGAGACGUGUGGAUUUGCAUGGAGCUGAUGGAUACCUCACUGGACAAAUUCUACAAGCACGUCAUUGACAAAGGCCUGACAAUUCCUGAGGACAUCUUAGGGAAAAUAGCUGUCUCUAUUGUAAAAGCACUAGAACAUCUACACAGUAAGCUCUCCGUGAUCCACAGAGAUGUAAAGCCCUCUAACGUGUUGAUCAAUACGCAGGGGCAGGUGAAAAUGUGCGAUUUUGGAAUUAGCGGUUACCUCGUUGACUCGGUUGCUAAAACCAUGGAUGCUGGAUGCAAACCCUACAUGGCUCCUGAAAGAAUUAACCCGGAGUUGAACCAGAAGGGGUACAGCGUCAAAUCUGAUAUCUGGAGCCUGGGGAUCACAAUGAUCGAGCUGGCCAUCCUGCGCUUUCCCUACGACUCCUGGGGGACGCCCUUCCAGCAGCUCAAGCAGGUGGUGGAGGAGCCGUCGCCGCAGCUCCCGGCAGACAAGUUCUCAGCAGAGUUCGUCGAUUUUACCUCGCAAUGCUUGAAGAAGAAUUCCAAAGAACGGCCAACAUACCCAGAGCUUAUGCAACAUCCUUUCUUCACCCUGCACGAAUCCAAAGAGACAGACGUCGCCUCUUUUGUCAAACUCAUCCUGGGAGACUGAGAACUGGACUUUAUAUGAAUUGCCCUUCUGUGGACUGGUGGGUGCAGGGGAGGGGCGCGUGGCAGGACUUGUCAUGGAAGCACCAACAGAAAGUCGCCGUGUUUUGUUUUGUUUUGUUUUUAUUCUGAGAAACCCCCGCCUCGCCGAAGUUUUUAAAAGGGUUCUUUGGUAUCCAUAGUGACAUAGAACGAGCUGGUUAGUGAAAUGAAUUCUAAUAAGGUUGGUAACCUUGAAACAGAAGCAAAACAACAACAACAACAACAACAAAAUCUAAGAGUGAUUUACAUAUUUAAUGACAGUCAGAAUCCCUCUUCCUAACUUUCUCCUCGUUCCCUUUCCCUUCCUCCUGAACAGGAAUUUGCUUUGUCAUGGUAAUAGGUGCUAUGGUAGUCAUGAAGUUGUAUGUAGAUUUAUAUUUUGUCCCUUCCAUUAUUUUAAUAUUUAUGUUAAGUGCUUGAUGGAAUAGAUUUCUGUUUUAUAUGAGGAUGAAUGUGUGGUGAUGAUGGUGAUGCUAAAUGAGGCCACAGCAAGCAAUAGUCCUAGGGCUUUGCUGGGGAAAAAGGUGCCAGAGGGAAAGAGAAAGAAGAGAAGUGUCUGUGUUGUGGAUAAUAUUUAAUGUGCAUCCUAAAAAGAAUUUAUAGACAAGGAUCUCAGUUCAGCUCUUCGAGCUGCCUUCAUAGGGUGCGAGGCAGCAUUGCUGUGCUGGAGGGAGCCCUGGCAUUCCGUGAGGUCACCUCACCUCCAGAGACCGUGCUCUGAGCCCUGGCAGCCUGAUGCCCAUGGUGCUGUGCCAGCCUCUGCACGGGGAAAGCCCCUGCCCUACGUCCCACCCUCUACCCUGCAGGACUGGGCAGGUGAUGAGGUCUGGGGUGGGAAGAUAUUGUUGGGUGAGUUUCUGGGAUAGGAGUCCCAGAGGGAAACGACUUGUCCGGAACGUUGCACAAAGACCAGGAGGAGCCUGGUCCCCACCUGCCCUCAAGCCCAGCAGCGUUGCAGUGUCUGGGGCUCACCUGGGCUGGGGAUGUGCUGCUUUGGGCCUAAAAGGGCACUCCUCUCACCUCCUCCAGAUAAGAAAGGCAAACAAUCUACACAGUGGGACGUCUGAAAAAGCAGGGAUAGCUCAGCGCAGGUUUCCAGGGUUCUCAGCACUGCCUCAGCAGCAAUCUCCCUGUGUUUGCCUGCAGACUUCAGGACUGCUCCCCUGGAGCCUGUGCUGGCACGUGAUUUGGGCCAUGUCCACCUCUGACUGGAAUACUGGAGGCAGCCGGGAGUGCCAGGCUCCACCAUGGGCUGCAGGUGUCCCCUCACCAGUGCAGCAGCUGGGAAAACCAUGCAGGGAAACCACAGCCCACCUGUCCCAGGAGCUUGUUGCUGUUGGCCGAGUCCUCAGAGAAAAGCUGCUAGCCAAGGGCUGGAGUGUGAAGGCUGUCUGGGUGGGAGGGGGAAAGCAGAGAGGGGGAACCCACUCUGCUUUUAGGUAACAUGGUUACUUUCCAGAGAAGGGAGGACCAAGCGCUGCGAGGCAUUGCUGCAUCUGGAGCAAGGCCACUGGCACUAGCUUGGUGCUGGUUUGACUGAGCCAGACCUGCACAGCUGCAUCACCGGGCUAUGAGUCCUUUGCCUUUGCCCGUGGCUCCUUCCCCCAGCCCUGCAGGGUGCCUGUGUGCAUGGCUGCACUGCAGCCUGCGUGUGUGCCUCGUGCCCCUCUGCAUGCUUCCCGUCCCCACCCAUCACUUGUGCACAAGUUCUCGGAGCCAAAUCCUAACUGGAAGCAUGCCAUGCCCUGGCAAGACGGUUGUGCAGGAUGUUACUCAGCCUGGAAUACAGCCCUUCUCUCCUAGUUUAGUGGCAUCAGUCUCCAUUGGUGUAGGCUGGGUUUCAGGACUAUCCUGAGCACCCACCUGGGAAGUGAUCCCUUGGGAAGGGUGGUAUUUAGAGCAGGGACCCCUGAGUGGCAGGGUAGUAUCACUAGAGCUGGGGGCACGAGGCUGCUUUGGAGAGGUGCACAUAGACACCACCAGUGCCUGGGCUGCUGCUGCCAACAUCAUAACCGUGGCUGGCAGUGCCUGCUGAGGUGGUUGCGAACCCUACAGCAGUGCUGCUCUGCCCUGGGGCCAUAUCAUAGAAUAUCCUGAUUUGGAAGGGAUCCAUAAGGAUCGUCGAGUCCAGCUUCAUAUCGAAGGAGAUUCAUCGAUCCUUGUGCUCCUCCGCUGUGGAGCAGGGCAGGCAGGGUGCAGGUGACUCCUUACUGCAAAGGGCUCAUGGGUCAUGCAGGCUUUGGGGAGGAGGUUCCCCUUCCUCAGCCCCUGCUUCAUGAGCCUGCCAGCCCCCAGUAACAAUAAGCUCCAUACUUCACUGUGUGUCGAGGAGAACCUUUCAGGUCACAUUGUGUUGUGGGUGAAACACAAGGAUGUUUUACUUCACUCUGUAAUUUUAAAAGGCCUCGCAUGGCUCAUAAUCUGCCCUCUCAUAUUCCGUGGUGUGUGUGUGUGUUUUCUCUCUCUCACUUUCUCAGAGUCACAGAGCUGUUUUGAUUGAUUGUCCUCAGCUGCAGCUGAAAGUCCGGCCAGCCAGUUUAUGGAGUUGGUUCCAGCAUCAAUUCUCGCUUUGAAAAACAUGACAUUUAAAACCACCCUUUGGUUUUCCUACAUAUGGAUCUGAUGCUUUUGUUAAAGAUUGUUUUUGCUACUUUUCUCCUGGAAUAUAAGUCUCGUUUGGACACCGCAUCCUCUUGACCUCACAGCACCUUUAUUUCAGUGCCAUUGUAAUUGACAGGUUGAAUUUAUGAGAUACUGUCAAAGUUCAGUAUUAAUAGCAGAUAUUAAUGUCACCAGCAUUUUCCAAUAGAAAAUUAAUGUCAGUGUUGUCUGCAGCUAGUAACCCUCUAAAAUGAUUCCUGCGUGCCUCAACACUACAUGCUGAGUGCUUUCUUUUAUGCCUUUUGCUCUUGCAGUGCUUGGGCUGUCUAUUCCCUUUGUUUUAAUGACAUUACAAUAGGGCAUGCAACAAAUCACUUCACUUCCUCCUGAUUCUCCAUGACUUUGUUCCUUUAAAAGUCAUUUACGUCAGCCCAGAGUAAGUGUGAAUCCGUAUGGCCAGUGUGAGUAAAACCAGUGAUCUGCAUUGAUUACCACCGUGGAAGGUACUUGGAGGAGGAGAGGAACACAGAUACUGUCCAUCUCUGCAUCCCUCUUAGUGGACACAAGGCUUGGCCUGAUCAAGGGUAUUCUUAGAGAGAAGCCUGGUGGCCUCGGAGCAAGGAGGAGAGCCUGGGACUCCUGCCUGCAAAACAAAAAUCAGACUCUUUUCCAUUGAUUGUAAACUCAGUAAAGACGAAAGGGUUUUGGUCAGUACUCAGAAUCAUUUUCGGAUGUAACCUGAGCACAGGUUUGGCUGGGAGAGGCAUGAUUUGUGGGAUAUUAAGCCUUUCCCAGCAACCAUGCCCCACGCGCUGGUGUUGAGGCUUGAAGCUGUUCUUCCAAAAGCUCUUUUGUCUUCAGACAGUGCAGAACUGUGGGCAGCAAGCAGGGUGUUAGAUUGUCCCGAGUCAGGAUAUUUAAAUUGCAGAAGCAGCAGGUCUCAUGCCACGGACCUGAAACAAACCAAAACACCCCAGGGAGUAAAGAGGAGUGAAAAGCUGCCCAGAGCUGAGCACCGAGCCGUGGCUUGGACCAGCAGUGUGAAUUAAUUCCAGCACAGUGAGACAUUUGCAAGUCAGGGCCUCUCUGCUGCUCUCUUCUCAGCCACAGCAGUGGUGAUCUGGCUGUGUGAGACUUGCAUAGCCCAUCCUCAUGGCAGGAAGAGGGAGACCACAGGGGCAUGAUGUUCAUCAUUUAUUUUUCUCCAGUGUGCCAAAUUCCUUGCAACUCCUGAUGUUCUUGCAACCUCCUCCAUGCUUGAGGCUUUGCCAUUUCUAGAGGUCUUGAACUGUGGCUGGCUGGAAGGCUUCUUUCUGGGUCCCCAGUAGCCCACUGUCCCUUAAACUUGAUGGAGAAGUUGGAGAGCGUUUGCUGGUUAGCAUUUUUAAAGGCCAUCCUGCUGCGGUGGGUGGAACGUCCAUCUUCUCUGGAGAUUUUCCAGGUGGGCAGAAGUUGACUCAGGUAGCUUCAUAGUGUGUGUCUGCAUUGCUCCCUGACUUCUGUUGAGUUUAGUGGCAAGGAAGGAGGCAUUUCUCACUUGUUGAAGAGGCGGGGCUGCUGUUUCUGGAGGCGCUUGGUGGGUCACUACAUAGAAAUAGCACUUAAAAUAACUGAGUGCAGUUGAGCUCGCUGUUCUUUGACUGGUGGGGAAGGAGGUGGUUAUGUGCCCGUUGGGUCAGUGUUAGGUGCAUUUUGACUUGGUGGGAAGGGACUCCAGGGCCCUCACCCAUGUGACGUUGCAAUGCCCAGUUCCAAGGACAGAGACACCCACACACACAGCUUGAGCCAGGAUUUCUCCAUGUUUGCAGAAGCAAAGUAUAUACCUGAACAUUUCCCUUCUUUCCUAGACGUUUUGGAAGAGGAAAUCCCACUCGGCUAAUGCAGCAUUGCUUUAGUGGCUGGUCUGGUGUAGUUCAGACAAGGUUCCCACCAGCUCCCUUGUUUAAUAGGCCUCUUUUUUAUUAAAAACAAAACCCAAACUCCUCUCUCAGAAAAACCAGCCAAGAUGCUCUUUUUUUUCCUCUCUCUCUUCCAUCUUGUUCCUCUUAGAGGAACUCUGGGAGCCAGUCUUGGUGCUUUCACUCUUUCACAUGCCAAAGAUUGCUACAUCCCUCUUAGUUAUGCUCCUGCCAAACCAGAUCUUAUAGUCUUGCCUCAAGAAUCAUCCACUUCCCUGCUCCUUGGGGUUCCUUUUGUUGCUGUUGCUUUUUCAUUGAAUUUCCUCAUGUUUAUUGACAUGUCUAUUGUUGAGCUUCCUGGACACAUGCAGCUCUCUUUUUCAGAUACAGAAAAAGACAAAUAGUUGCCUUCGCUGGUCAGCCCCUGCUGUUGGGGAAAUACUGCUAGUGAUAUGAUUCGUGCAGGUGGGAAUGGCUCUCAUUUAAAGCUAGGGUCACGGAGGGUGUAAACUGGCAUUGCUCCAUUGGCUUUACUGGAAUAAGGCCAGUUUUGUACAGCUGAGAAUCUGUCCUUAAUGUCUAAACAGUUAUUACAUACUAAUAAAGAUUAAUGAUUGUAAAUCCCCAUGGAUUAUACAUAAAAUGGCAAGUUUCACUCAUUAAUCUUUAUUGCCAUAUUAUAGCUGUUUAUGUUAGAGGAGUUAUCUCUCUCUGCUCUGAGCAUGCACUUAGGAGGAAGGGGCUGAGUGUGGGGGAGAUGGCGGGUGGACAUAACAGACCAGAUGUCCAUGUGUUUUAUAGUCUGUGUCCUCUCCCCCAAGUUACUUAUUUCCUUGAAAGCCUUUAACCAGCAGCAAAGGAUGUAUCACAGAGCUUUGUCUGCUUCUCUGGCCUCUGGCUGAGCUAUAAAAUCCAGAUUGUUUCUGGUGAGAAGGGAUCAGAUCUCCUAAUUAAUAUUUCAGCUCAGCCUUUACUGGAGCAGAUGGAUAAUAUGAAAUCUGACGAGUGCUCUGGCAGGCCUGAGCUCUGCAGUGCACUGAGAUUCACUCUCCUGGACUGUGGCUGGAAGAGAUACUUUCUGGGCAGUCUGAAGCAAUGUUUCAGGCUGAAAGGAUGCAGCUCCUUCACAGAACCCCGCACUAUAAAAGCAGUUGAUUUUGUUAUUAAGGAGGGCCAGAAAAAACUUACUUGCAUCUGAUCUUUUGUGUUUGGAGAUGAGCAUAGAUUCAGCUUGGAGGUGGUGGUGCCAGUGGUCUACACUGUAUAAAUGAAAAGGUCUCUGAGGAGAGCGUAGCAAACUGCAAGAGUGGUUUUAAUGGCAAAGGGACAAACUAAGUGCUCUAUUGAGCAGCUGUUGUUUGUCCACUCUGCCAAGGAAGAGCUGGAGUUGAUCGAGGAGAGCUCAACAGACAGAGAGCAAUGGAUUUAGGUGACGCAUUUUGUCACGUGUCCCAAAUGCCACUGUGUCCCCACUGCCUGCAAAAGAAGCAAAAUCUAAAGCCCAGAAGAAAACCAGGGAAGAACUGCAAGUGAGCUGGUGGUGGUGCCUGCUGUGUGGCCUCAUGCGUUGCUGCUUCCCCCAUUGAGCUUGUCAGUGAGUUUCAUUGGGCAUGAAUGAUGGGAAAGGCUUGGGAGCUGCCUCUGUAGCUGAGAAAGAAGAGGGUAGAUAUUGUAAGGAGUAAAUUAGAUAUUCCCGUCUUUUGGUUAGUUAUGUUUAUAACUGCCACAGGAACAAAGGAAUCCUGCAGGGACCUGUGCUGCGGGCAGCGUCGUUCUGCUAGGAUUGUGGCUGUGUGACAUGGGUUGCAUGGCCUGCUUUAGUGCACUGCUGGAUGGCUGGCCAGCUCUUAGCCUCCAUUGGCCCAUUCCCUAAAGUCACAGUUACAUUUUGCAUGUUACUGUCUGGGAUUUUACUAGCAGCCUUUUUUUUUAGGCGGUUGGGCAGAGGGAAGGCAUGAGAAAGGAACCUUUGGGAGAAGAAGGUGCUGCCUGUAUGCUAUCCAGCACCUGCCUGCAGGUAUCCAGCCGAGGUGAGAGCUUCCCUGAGCCACUGGAAUACUCCCUGACACGUGUUCUUACUUCUCCUCCAUCUCAAGAAAAAUCCCUGCUGGAAGUGGAGCAGCCCCACGGCUCGCCCUUGCCGGCAGCCAGCCUGCGGGCCGGGCCGCGUUUCCUUCCUCGAAAGGCUCUUGGGUUUCUCUAAAUGAUGGGGCACCACUCCAGCAGCUGCGAGGUACCGCGGGGAUAAGCUGGGAAAUGCUUGGAAGCGUCUUGAAACGCGCUGGAAAUAGAGAUGGAAAUCUCGAAAGAUCAGACGGCUUUCGGCAAUUUCCAAAGCUGUGUGGUUUUAGCCAGACCUGAAAACCCUUCCUAGAAGUUUAUUUCGGGGUAUUUUGGUAUGUUACUUUCGCUUUUGGGCCCAGCUAAAUCCAGGAAGCUCAGAAUAGUGUAAUUUUAAAAUAGAGAAUAAACACACCCACCCCGAGUAUUGCUGAACAGAUCAGGAAAAUUCGUGUUUGGUUUCUCACAAAGGAAGAAUUCAGGCCAGCUCAGGGUUUAUCCUAAUGCAGUCUGGCUUUGCCCGAAAUUAUUACCCUUUUUGAGAAAGUAAGAGAUCAGACUGCGGUCUUUCCAUAAUGCCAUGACCCAGCUUGAAAGGGUCCGAAUCUGAUGAUGCCAGCAGGAGGCUGGAGACAAGUGCAAUGGGGAGAGGCAGCCAGCGCUGAGAGCUGGAGGGAGCAGGAUGGCCACAAGCACGUUCGUAGCCUCUAAAAACACAGGUAGAGGCAGAUCCUCCAGGGCUAUGCGUGGGGAAGGCAUCAGAGUCUGCCAUGUCAACUUUUUUUUGGUCUCUUCCUCUUAGAAGGAUCUUUCAGCCAUCUCAGAGUGUCCAGAAACAGUAUCUGAGUCUGUGGUAUCUCUCAGCUCAACUGCGUGCUUCUUUUCAGGAAGGAUACUGGGAAGAGUGGGAAGGGACCUGGUGUCUUCCAGUUAGACAGCCAGAGUGAAGAGGUGUAUAUUAAGUGCCUUGCAAGAGCCAAAAAGGUGUGUUUAAAGAAGAAUUACAGCCUGUGGCGUAGGCUGUCAGGAUUGAAUUUAUCGUAUACAGGUGCAGCUGCGGAAUUCUCCAUCCACAUUUUGCCCACAUUUAGUUGUGAGCCUUCUAUAAAUACAGAAUGAAUCACAGAAUGGCUUAGGUUUGAAGGGACCUUAAACAUUAUCUAGUUCCAACCCCCUGCUGUGGACAGUGUUGCCAUCCACCAGAUCAGGCUGCCCUUUAUCCCAUACAGCGGCCUUAGGCACCUCCCAGGAAAAUAUCUAAUAACAGCCCAUGCUGCUUGGUGGGCUUAAGUCAAGGUGGGGCUCUACAGACAGAAAAAAAGCCAUAGCAUCACCAAACCCAGAGUCUGGCUACAGACAUUGCCAUAUAAUGGGUGUGUUGUGAAUUUCCAGAGCUCUACCACCAUUUUGCUUCCUCUGCACUCAUGAGUUGAGCAGCUUGUGUUUGGUGGUGGCUGUCACCAUGCCACUGGGGCUGCUGGAAACCAUCACAGCAUCCACAACUGUUGGAAUUUGGCAUUUAUUUGUUAAUAGCAGUACACUGGGGGGAAGCUGCUAAAUGUAGCGUCUCACAAACUGAGGAUAUGUUGGAGUAAAACUUGUCAUUUUCUCUGUCUAAAAGUGUCCAAAGUCUUCAAUUUAUGGAAUGACGGUUUUAAUGGCAAAGAUCCGCAUUUGGCAUCAAAAUUUAUGAAAUUUGUAGAGUUUCUGUCUCAGCUUGUGAAAUCUGCUGUCUUGAGAUAGUGGGAAAUCUGUAGCGAAGAUAUUUCUAUGUAUUUUAAGCUAAAAAAUUUAAGGAGAACUGAGCUGAAUGGAAAAGUAACCACUUCCCAGAGGUGUGCUGGUGUUGAAGAGGGCACAGGCAAAAUGGCAGGUUGGAAGUCUUCUCUUUUUUAAUGUGUUCAAUGUUUAUAGCAGUUCAGAUUUUCUUUCAGUGACUUGGUUUGCUCUGGAAUUAGAGGUGAAGAUAAGUAAUCUUUUUUUUUUUUCAAAAAAUCUUUUUUUUUUUUUCACUUCCUCUUUAAGCAUCUUGGAGACUUCUGAAUAAACCUGCUCAAUUUCGUUUGGUUUUAAUAGAAGAAGCACCAGUUGGGUUGUAAUGGUUCUUUCCAGAGGGUUGUGAGUAGCAUCAGAGAUCAUUUUAGCUGCUAAAAUGCUUGGUGCUCCAACCCUGAGUGCACAAGUAUAAUCUGGUUUGAGAUGAGCUGGGUUAGUCCAAGCCUCCCUGUUAGGUUCUUCUGUAUCAGGAGCCUGGAGUUCCCCAUCAGCCCUCAGAUCAGAGAUGCUUGGGGCUGCCAGGAAUGCACUGGAAGUGCUGAGGGAUGGAGCACUGAUAAGCAGCAGAGGGGUGAAAUCCCAAACAUGAGGCCUGUAGGAGACUGGCAGAGGGCCUCCCAAACAUGCUCUUCUUGUUCUUUUCAUUCCCUUCCUCCUCUUUGCAAAUGUAUCUUGCUGCUGUGCUGCUUCCAAAGCCACUCAGGCCAUGCUGAUAAGGAACGCUGUGAUGCAUCUGUUUUCCAACAGCUUGCGUUGGUUUUCUGGUUUGUUUUUUCUUCCCCCUAUGCAUAAGAAGUGUUGGGUAGCAGAAUGUGGAUUUCAUUAGAAGUUCAUAAAGCAGGGACCUCAGAAGGAUGUGGGUAUAAAUGCUUUUCAGGCAUCUGAGGUGAACUUUAAAUGGAGCUUUGGCCCUCAUUUGCUUUCUGCUUUUCAAAUACCAUUUAUGAGAAAGCGGAGCUGUCAAAGCCAUGCAUGAACUUUGCCUUCUUGUGAAUAACUUGUCUCCAGUUGUCAGAAUGCACAAGAAACUUGUCUCAAAGUAAGUCCAGUAGCUCCACAAAGCUAUGAGCGUGUAUGCAUUUGUGUGCAGCUGGGUGGGAGCCAUUCUGCCAUUUCAGAGAUUUAAAAAACACAAUGCAAGUGUUUUUAAAAAGAGCAAUUAAAACAUUCUAUUUGUUGGCAAAAGUACAUCAGACCACAUCUCCCAUCGUUCUUUUAAUUGCUUCGUGUUUGUCUGUGUUGCCUUCGUCUUUGCUUGCUUGUUUCCUCUGCAGUGCAGCCCAGAGCCUCACACAGCCCCUCUGGCAGUGAAGGAGUGGGGAGGAAUGGGAAGUGGGGUGUUAGGGGAAGGGUAGGGAGUCAUUGUCACUUUUUAGCUUGUUGAGGUAGCUCUGUCCUCAUCAGAAUCAAAACUUCCCAUAUCCUAAUGUAAGACCCCAAGUCUUUGUGCAAGGAGAUGGAGAUAGGAAGCUUUGGGUCCCUGCCCUUCUCACCCUGGCUUGGGCAGUCCUUCUGAACACUGCUGGUGGUUUAUUAACAGCAGCAUCACGCUGGGGUCAGGCAAACACUGCAGAGUGCUUUGGUGGUCACCCACUGCCAGCCCCUGAGACCUCGUGUCAGCGCAGUCUGAAACACUUCUCUUAACCUGUGUUGUCUUCAUUCAUCUCAAAGCCGCUCCUUGUCCUAUGGAGGUGAUAAAUAGUAGGAAACUGACAGUAGGACCAUGUGCGUAAUGCUAGAUAGGCUUUUAUUUAAUGUUGUUUUAACGAGAUGCUUUUAGGACCCGUGUUGUACUGGAUUAAGGAUAUUGGUGGAACAGUUGAACUGGUAUUCCUUAACCUUUCCCUCUGCCCUCUUCAUAUGAAAGACAAAAUAGAUUGGGAGAACAUAUUUAUCUUGAAAAAGAGCCCACAACCCUGUUGGUAGAAUACAUUGAUCUUUACUAUACUUCAGUUUUAUUUCUCAGGAUAUCCAAAGGUUUAUCACUGCUGCUGAGAGAAGGGGACAGUACACCUUUUUGAAACUUCAACCACUGUAACCCAUUUUCCAGAUGUGUGUGUGCGUGUGUGUGUGUUCAACUCAGCACUGUGUGUGCGUGUGUUCUGCUGAUUAUUGUGUGCAUCUAUGAAAUGCUUCAAACAACUGCCUGGAAGUCAAAACCAACCACCUCUUUCCAGUCAUGUUUGCCGUGACUUUUCAUAACCACACUUGAACUAGUGGUCUUGGAUUAAAUAUUCAAAGAGCAGGGCAUCUUUAUAGCAAUGGUAUGUCAGUCAAAUUAAGAGAAAUGUACACAAAAAUAAAUAAAUUAAAUUUAAAAAUGA